GACGCUUGCGGCCCCGCCCCCUCCCCUCCAUAGUCAGUUUGGUGUGCCGCCGACGGGCAGAGAGUGACGGGGAGGUGGCCGGAGCGCGGACGGCAGAGUGUGCGGCCACCGGGCUGACAGGCCGCGGCUUCCGUAGGAGGCAGACGGCGGCAUACACCCCUUCACGUCCGUGGCCGGGCUGCUGGUAGCGGCCUCGGGAUGUCAGCGACUUAUGGCUCGCUGGGGCUAAUGACAGGAGGCGGGGAAGCGGCGACGCUGGCCACUAGUGCCCCGCUGCUGCCCCAGCCUCAGGAGAGCUUCCCUCCGCUGCCCGCGCUGCCAUUAGCCUUCGAGGGCCUGGGGCUGGGCCCUGUGGAAGAAGCGGACUCCCUGGACGGGCCGGAGUAUGAAGAGGAGGAGGUGGAGAUUCCUCUCAGUGCGCCCCCCACCAACCAGUGGUAUCAUGGUAAACUGGACAGAACCAUUGCGGAGGAGCGCCUUUACCAGGCUGGGAGAACCGGGAGCUAUCUUAUCAGGGAGAGUGAUCGACGGCCGGGGUCCUUUGUGCUGUCUUUUCUCAGCAAAACAAAUGCCGUCACCCAUUUCAGGAUUAUAGCAAUGUGUGGCGACUUCUACAUCGGAGGGAGGAGGUUUUCCUCACUUUCUGAUCUUAUAGGAUACUAUAGUCAUGUAUCUUGUUUACUGAAAGAAGAAAAACUCCUUUUUCCUGUGGCACCACCAGAGCCAGUGGAAGACAGGAGAAGAGUACGUGCCAUUCUUCCCUACACGAAGGUCCCAGAGACUGAUGAAAUCAGUUUCUUGAAAGGAGAUAUGUUUAUUGUUCAUAAUGAAUUAGAAGACGGAUGGAUGUGGGUUACCAAUCUUCGCACUAACGAACAAGGCCUUAUAGUUGAAGAUUUGGUGAAUGAAGUGGGCAGAGAAGAGGAUCCCCAUGAAGGCAAGAUAUGGUUCCAUGGGAAAAUCAACAAGCAGGAAGCCUAUAAUCUGCUCAUGACAGUUGGCCAAAUCAGCAGCUUCUUGGUGAGGCCUUCGGACAAUACUCCCGGAGAUUACUCGUUAUAUUUCCGCACGAAUGAGAACAUUCAGCGAUUUAAGAUCUGUCCAACACCAAACAAUCAAUUUAUGAUGGGAGGUCGGUACUAUAACAGAAUUGAUGAUAUCAUAGAACACUACAGGAAAGAACAAAUUGUUGAAGGCUAUUUUCUUAAGGAUCCUGUUCCUGUGCAGCAUCAGGAACAAGUGCUGAAUGAUCUUGUGGAUGGCAAGGAAAUAUACAACACGAUCAGGCGAAAAACAAAGGAUGCUUUUUACAAAAACAUUGUGAAGAAGGGCUAUCUCCUAAAGAAGAGUAAAGGCAAACGGUGGAAGAACUUGUAUUUUAUCUUAGAGGGUAAUGAUGCCCAGCUUAUUUUUUUUGAAAGUGAAAAGCGUGCAACAAAGCCCAAAGGAUUAAUAGAUUUGAGUGUGUGUUCUGUCUAUGUAGUCCAUGACAGUCUGUUUGGCAGGCCAAACUGUUUUCAAAUUGUAGUUCAGCACUUUAGUGAGGAGCAUUAUAUAUUCUACUUUGCUGGGGAAACUCCAGAACAAGCUGAGGACUGGAUGAAAAGUCUUCAGGCAUUUUGCAGUCUACGAAAAACAACGCAAUCCUCUUCCAAUAAACGGCUUAGACAGGUCAGCAGUCUUCAUUUGCACAUAGAAGAAGCACACAAGCUGCCAGUCAAACAUUUCACUAGUCCUUAUUGUAACAUCUACCUGAACAGUGUACAGGUAGCAAAGACCCAUGCCAGGGAGGGUCAGAACCCGGUUUGGUCUGAAGAGUUUUUCUUUGAUGAUUUAUCACCGGAUAUAAACCGAUUUGAAAUUAGCCUAAGUAACAAAACAAAGAAAAGCAAAGAUCCUGACAUAUUAUUUAUGCGCUGCCAGUUAAAUCGACUGCAAAAAGGACAUGCAAUAGAUGAAUGGUUUCAACUAAGUUCUCACAUACCAUUGAAAGGUAUAGAGCCAGGGUCUCUGCGUGUCAGAGCGAGGUACUCUAUGGAGAAAAUCAUGCCAGAAGAAGAGUACAGCGAGUUUAAAGAGCUUAUACUUCAGAGGGAGCUGCAUGUUGUGAAUGCAUUGUCACACGUAUGUGGACAGGAUCGAACACUACUUGCUAGCAUUUUACUGCGGAUUUUCCUACAUGAAAAAAUGGAAUAUCUACUUUUGCGAACACUAAAUGACAAAGAGAUCAGCGUGGAAGAUGAAGCUACAACUCUUUUUCGAGCAACAACCUUGGCUAGCACGCUGAUGGAGCAGUAUAUGAAAGCUACCGCUACUCCAUUUGUUCACCAUGCCCUGAAAGACACCAUUCUAAAAAUAAUGGACAGCAAACAGUCAUGUGAGCUGAAUCCCUCCAAGCUGGAGAAGAAUGAAGAUGUGAAUGCUAAUUUGGCCAACCUCUUGACUUUACUUUCAGAAUUGGUGGAGAAAAUUUUUAUGGCAGCAGAAAUACUUCCUCCAACUCUGAGAUAUAUAUAUGGGUGCUUACAGAGAUCUGUUCAACAGAAGUGGCCUUCUAAUACAACAAUGAGGACAAGAGUUGUUAGUGGCUUUGUUUUUCUGCGACUAAUCUGCCCUGCCAUCCUUAAUCCAAGGAUGUUUAAUAUUAUCGCAGACUCUCCUUCGCCAACUGCAGCAAGAACAUUGACGCUGGUCGCCAAAUCUUUACAAAAUUUAGCGAAUUUGGUUGAAUUUGUAGCCAAAGAACCUUACAUGGAAGGAGUCAAUCCAUUCAUUAAAAGUAACAAACACCGCAUGAUCAUGUUCUUAGAUGAACUUGGGAACGUUCCUGAGCUACCGGAUACUACUGAACACUCUAGGACAGACCUGUCCCGCAAUUUGGCAGCUUUACAUGAGAUGUGUGUGGCACAUUCUGAUGAACUCCGAACCAUUAGUAAUGAACGAGGUGCCCAGCAGCAUGUCCUCAAAAAGCUUCUAGCAAUCACAGAACUACUUCAACAGAAACAAAAUCAGUAUUCGGUAACGAACAACACCAGGUAGCACACCCUCCUCCGCCUGCUCUGCAUGCAAACACCUGGAAAUUUCUUCACAAUAUCACUUCCUUUUUUGCUCUUUCCAAAAAACAAGCAAAACAAAAUAGCACAUGAUAGCCGCAUGUGAUGUGUGGGACUAUGCAGCAAAAAAAAAU
Molecule: messenger RNA, 3187 nt
Organism: Bufo bufo (common toad)
Lineage: Eukaryota; Metazoa; Chordata; Amphibia; Anura; Bufonidae
Gene: RASA1
Product: RAS p21 protein activator 1
Exons: 25
Coding region: 199-3039 (946 amino acids)
Biological process (GO): regulation of GTPase activity
Molecular function (GO): protein binding
Source: RefSeq, a predicted model, not a curated record